AUGCUGUCAAUUGUAUGGAGGAAAAAAAGAUCUGCCAUUGUAGGAUCAUGUAAGGGUUGUUCAGAGCCAGAUGAAGGCUUGAGAAUCCUUACGCAGCUCCCCAAUGGUGAAUCCAAUGUUGUAUUCAAGUUUAGUUCAAAACUGAUAAAUCCCAGUUUUUAUCUGAAUCAAAUACAACCUCCCUCUCUCGAUUCUUCCUUUCUGAAAUCGUGUUUCCUUUGCAACAAGCACUUGAGUCUUGAUAAAGAAGUGUACAUGUACAGGGGUGAUCAGGGUUUUUGCAGUGUGGAAUGCAGGAGUAGGCAAAUUUAUAUGGAUGAAAUGAAAGAAACUGAAAUUUCCACCAAGAAAGUAUUAGUCUCAUUCCGGCAGCGUCGGUGUGAGACUAGCAGCCUCUUAGAGGAAUUCAAGCAAAGGCGUCACCCAUUUUCAUCUCAAAAGAAUCAAGUUAUAUUUUUCCCCUAG
Messenger RNA from Fraxinus pennsylvanica, 465 nucleotides. The record is from the annotation of a GenBank genome assembly. Lineage: Eukaryota; Viridiplantae; Streptophyta; Magnoliopsida; Lamiales; Oleaceae.